GGAACCCAGAUUCCAGAGGGACGGAAGGAAUCAGCUGGACACUAUUGGCCUGGGCUGGACGCCUCCAUCCAUCCAACCCCAUUUACCUUCGCCUAGUUGAAUGACGACGCUUGCUCACAAGCAUAUCUCCUUUGUCAAGCCCUUCUCAGGGGCUGCCGUUGCUCAUUCAGUUUCUUCCAGAUCCUCUUGGUCGCCGCCUUGCUCGGUUUCUUCGCGACGACUUAAACUUGUCGUUCGAGCUUCGGCAAGAAGUCCCGUCAUCAUGACGUUCGAGAAGAUCGUUGUCGCCAAUCCCGUCGUGGAGAUGGACGGUGAUGAGAUGACGCGGAUAAUCUGGGAAAUGAUUAAGGAGAAGCUAAUCCUUCCCUUCCUAGCGCUCGACAUCAAGUACUUCGAUCUGGGUCUGCCUCAUCGCGACGCUACUGACGACAAGGUCACCGUUGAGGCCGCUGAGGCCACUCUGAAGUACAAUGUGGCCAUCAAGUGCGCGACCAUCACUCCAGAUGAAGCGCGCGUGAAGGAAUUCCACCUGAAGCAGAUGUGGAGGAGCCCUAACGGCACAAUCCGUAACAUUCUGAAUGGAACCGUGUUCCGUGAACCCAUCCUUAUGUCCAACAUCCCUCGGCUUGUGCCUUCAUGGAAGAAGCCCAUUACCAUUGGCCGUCACGCUUUUGGCGACCAGUAUAGGGCCACCGAUCUUGUGAUCCCUGGACCUGGAAAGCUCAAGCUGGUGUACGAGAAGGAGGGAGGUGAGCCUGAGGUACACGAGGUCUACAACUUCACGGGCGCUGGCGGUGUCGCUCUUGCAAUGUACAACACGGACGAGUCCAUCAGGGCGUUCGCUGAGUCGUCCAUGGCUCUGGCCUACGAGAAGAAGUGGCCGCUGUAUCUCAGCACAAAGAACACAAUUCUGAAGAAAUACGACGGAAGGUUCAAGGACAUUUUCCAGGAGGUGUACGACAAGGAGUGGAAGGCCAAGUUCGAAGCGGAGAAGAUCUGGUACGAGCACCGCCUGAUCGACGACAUGGUGGCCUACUGCAUGAAGAGUGACGGCGCGUACGUGUGGGCGUGCAAGAACUACGACGGCGACGUGCAGAGCGAUAUGCUUGCUCAAGGGUUUGGGUCGCUGGGUCUGAUGACCAGUGUGCUGGUGUGCCCGGACGGCAAGACCAUCGAGGCAGAGGCGGCGCACGGCACUGUGACCCGCCACUUCCGCGUGCACCAGAAGGGCGGCGAGACCAGCACCAACAGCAUCGCCUCCAUCUUCGCCUGGACCCGUGGUCUCGCUCACAGGGCUAAGCUCGAUGAGAACACCAAGCUGGCGGACUUCUGCAGCAAGCUGGAGGCAGCGUGUGUGUCCACGGUGGAGAGUGGCAAGAUGACCAAGGAUCUCGCCCUCAUCAUUCAUGGUCCCAAUGUGGCUCGCAAAGACUACCUCAACACGCAGGAGUUCAUUGAAGCAGUUGCUGAGAAGCUCAAGGAGUCUCUCGCGUAGAAGCUUCUAUGUUCCAAGCCCAGAGGCAUGAAUUGCGGCUUCUAGAAAUCAAAACAAGAAUAUCUCGUGGGUGUAGUUGCAACCCAGGCGUUAUAGGGCAGAGGCAGUGAAGCGCUGUUUUACACUGCUUCGUUUUUGCUGUGCUACAGCUGUGGCCUAGCUCACUGCUGCUGCAGAUCCAUGGAAUCUGUCUGGAAUGUAACAAGCUAGUGGCCUGGUUGAGAUGCAUGCGUGGAGUUUUCUCUAUGGGCUUGGAGAUUAUGUAGAAAAGUGCAUCC
This is a messenger RNA of Closterium sp. NIES-67, 1773 nucleotides long. Lineage: Eukaryota; Viridiplantae; Streptophyta; Zygnematophyceae; Desmidiales; Closteriaceae. The record is from the annotation of a GenBank genome assembly.